GUUAGUUGUAUUGGAUGAAAUAUACUCAAACUGGAAUCUUGUCUAGUAGACUAUCUUAUUAAUUCGAUAAUAGAUAUAGGUAUUGCAUUAAAUUUUUCAACUUCAAUAUUUGUCAAAAGUUACAUUUCUAUUUUGCUACCACUAGAUUAUAUUAUAGAAUAUUUGAGAACUUAUCCAAGCACAAUAAUUUCAUCGCAGUUGAUUGGAAAUACAACGUUAUCAAACUAAUUUGUUGUAACUCGUGAAGAAUGGAGCUUCGGGAAACCGGCAUCAGAAGAUUCAGCUCUACGUCUCAAAUCCAAACACCGGAACAAAUGCCGUCAAGGUUCAUCGAUAGGUUUAUCCGUUUGAAAACUACAUAUUGGAACAGAGGAUUUGCAAUAGUUUUGCUCACAUUUAUAGGUUUAACAAUUCUUCAGUUAGAAUAUUUAUCAUUAUUUUUGAGUUUAAGAGAGUCGUAUGAAGAAAAUUAUAGUCCUUACUGUGGCUAUGGAAUGUUAAUCGGUUUUAUACCUGGCGGUGUCUUAGCCACUGUUUAUCCGGCUCACAACAUUUUUGGGAUUUCGUUCAUCGUAUAUUCUAUAUAUCAUUUUAUGGAAGUCAUGAAUACAGUAUUUUUCUUAAACGCUGACUUGCAUCAUUUUUUUCAAUUUUGUAUGGGAAAGACAAUGGCCAUGGCAUAUUCGGCUCCUCACAGGGUUUGUACAUUUUGGAUUCCACUGAAAAAACAGUCUUUACGUUAUGUUCCAAUACUAUUGUAUUCGAUUUUCAACCCACAAUUGUGUAAUUAUAUCAUGAUUUCAUUUUUGCAAAAAAUAAAUGGAUUAAUUGUUCUGGUUGGGUUAUCGUGGUUUGUUUCUUGGGUGUAUUUGAUCCACGGAGAUCGUUCUCAGAACCUAUUUAGGAAAUGUAGAGAUUCGAACAAUGUGCCACGUUCUUCAGGAAUCUCUGCCAUAUCCUUAAUACGGUCAAUCAUUUUGGACAUUCCAUGGAAGUCGAUUUUUACUUCAUUGCCCGUCAUUGCUCUUGUUAUAUCAUGUAUGUGUUAUGCUAAUAUGAUUGUUAUACAAAACAGUUACUAUGUUAGCCAUAAUAUAUCAUUGGAUCAGAUUUUGAGAAAACAGUUCACCUUUAUGUUCUUACCCGUAUUCGUCGUAUUCGAAUUAUUUACGGAAAUAACAGAAUGCAUUUCUGUCACAAACGUCAGAAAGAUUUUUAGUUGCACGAUUUUCAUUGCAGUGGGCAUGGUAUUUUUGCUGGUAGCCUUUAAGGUCAAGUCAUUUUUGUUUUUAGAGACCGAAGAAUUGUUCAAAUUCAUAAUCUGUGAAAUGGAAUAUUUUUUUAUUUUUGGAUUCGGUUUAAACCAUUUGGAUAUCGCACCAAAAUAUGCCAGUGUACUUUUUGGUUUCCAGAUGACAAUAUUUGCCAUUUCCGGCAUCUAUUUACCGGAUAUUUCAGAAAUAUUAAUCCAUCCUGAUGGACGUGACGAUAUCCGAAUUUAUAUCCUGAUGGCGGUUAUAUACAUAUCCGUGGCAGUGUUCUAUGCCAUUUUUGGUUCAGCGGAAAUACAACCAUGGGCAGAGGAUAAACUGGUAAAAGAGGAUCAACGGAAUAUGCACGAAGGAGCCGUUCUAACGGCUGUGUGACGAAUUCAUGAAACAUCUACUUUUCGAGUAGCAAAAUAUUUAUUUUAUGCCUUAAUAAAAUAUUCAAUUAAAUUUAUUGACAAAUCUUUAUAUAUAUAUAUGUAUGCAUAUAAUUCUUUGGUAUUUUUUAUGUCUGUACUUCACUGAUCUCUAUCUAAACGGCUGGAUCGAUUUUGAUGAAAUUGUUUGUGUGUUUAAGUAGGAAACUUGAAUCUGGAUAGUUUAGAUUCAUAAUUCGACUAGGUGUUUGAUUGGGCCACUCAAAUCUGGAAGUCA
Myzus persicae (green peach aphid) is the source of this 1922-nucleotide messenger RNA. Its product is annotated as vesicular glutamate transporter 2-like. NCBI's taxonomy places the organism in Eukaryota, Metazoa, Arthropoda, Insecta, Hemiptera, Aphididae. The transcript is spliced from 11 exons. Gene Ontology annotation, biological process: monoatomic anion transport. The record is from RefSeq and is a predicted model, not a curated record. The coding region runs from base 249 to 1646 and encodes 465 amino acids. Gene Ontology annotation, molecular function: transmembrane transporter activity.